Gossypium raimondii (Peruvian cotton) is the source of this 2053-nucleotide messenger RNA. RefSeq names its product protein EDS1L. The record is from RefSeq and is a predicted model, not a curated record. The transcript has 3 exons. NCBI's taxonomy places the organism in Eukaryota, Viridiplantae, Streptophyta, Magnoliopsida, Malvales, Malvaceae. Gene Ontology annotation, biological process: lipid metabolic process; defense response. Bases 124 to 1971 code for a protein of 615 amino acids.
AAAAAAAACCCAAUUUCCGUGGAAUUUCUUGCCAUUCAGCUCAACCUUAAAAGCCAAGCAAAAAAAGAAAGAACACCAUAGCUUCUAAAACAGCUUCUAAAGCUUUGCAAAUCCUAAAGGGAAAUGGGUAGCCUUACGAUUGGGGAAAUUUCUGGGGAACUGAUAAAGAAAACAUGUUCGAUUGCGAUGGCAGCACAUAAGUCGCCGGAAAAGCCUUACCUUGUAGAAAAAUCAUCGGAAGUAUUGAUCAGCUUCCCUGGAUCCUGGUCUGUGGGUGACUGGUUUGCUCAACAACCUUUCGGGGAAAUGAAGAUUGAUGGGUCGGAGUUACUGUGUCCCAAGGGCAACGAUAAAGUGGCCACAUCUCUUAGAAGUAUUGGACGUGAUGAACUUGCAAGCGCUAAUAAAGGGUUUUUGACAAGAUUUGAGAUGAUUUUGGCUAAACCUUCGCUUCAAACUGAGGUAGAAAAAGCUAUUAAGGAGAAGAAGAAGAUAGUGUUUACUGGACAUUCAUCUGGUGGCGCCAUUGCUAUCCUAACAACAGUUUGGUUCUUGGAGCACUACUUGAAACCUGGGAAAACCUUGAUGUCACCUCUUUGUGUGACAUUCGGAUCCCCUCUUGUUGGUGAUUUCAUUUUCAACCAUGCACUUAUAAGAGAGAAUUGGUCGAACUUUUUUCUGCAUUUUGUGAUGAGGUAUGAUAUUGUCCCCCGGAUUUUGCUUGCUUCUUUGUCUACCGUGGGGCAGGAACUAGACCAGAUCCUUAAACUGUUGAGCCAGAAGACAAUGUUUCCUAUUCAGGGAUCAGUUCGAGAAGCAUCGACGUUUUAUACAAGUGUGAUGAGAAAUGCAUCAGCUGUUGCCAGCCAUGCUGCCUGCCGAUUAAUGGGAAACACAAAUCCAAUAUUGGAAACUGUGGCAAGCUUCAUUGAGCUAAGCCCUUAUAGGCCCUGUGGAACUUUUGUGUUUCUCCCUGGACAUGGGAAGCUGGUUGUGGUAAAAAAUGCCGAUGCUAUUCUUCAACUACUGUUCUACUCUGCUCAGCUCUGCUCUGAGAAUCAACUUAAUGCCGUUGCUGAGAGAAGCCUCAACGACCACUUGGGUUAUCCAAGCGAGCUUCAAGGAUGCUUAAAUUGGCAAAAUGUUGUUCAAUUAGAUCAUUUGGAAGGGCUUCCACUCUCGUCGAGUGGCGCAGCUGCUGGGAAUAUAGCAACAAACAUUGCCUUGGAUGACCUUGGCUUGAGCACUAGGGCCAGGUUGUGUCUUCGGGCUGCCGGAGAGCACGAAAAGCAAAAAUUAAGUAACCAGCAAAGAAUGGAUAAUAAGAGGCAAGAAAUUGAAUUAGGACUUGCAAAACUAGAAGAGUACAAGAGCAAAUCUGCAUUGUGCAAGGUGGGCUAUUAUGACACCUUCAGGAUAUCAAAAUACGAGGAUGAUUUCAAAGCAAAUGUAACGAGGCUGGAACUAACAGGAAUAUGGGAUGAGAUUAUUGAAAUGCUGAAUAGGUAUGAACUCCCUGAACCAUUUGAAAGCCGAAAAGAUUGGAUAGAGCUUGCAACCAAGUACCGUCGCAUUGUCGAGCCUUUGGACAUUGCCAAUUAUUAUCGACACGCGAAAAACGAAGACACUGGAUCCUAUAUGUACAAAGGCAGACCAAGACGCUACAAAUACACUCAAAGAUGGCGUGAGCAUGGCUUGAGAAUGCCAGUGGGAUCAAGCGCAGAGUCCUGUUUCUGGGCUGAGGUAGAGGAGCUGCUGCUGCUCUAUAGGACUGCCGACCCUGGAGCAUUUGAAGUUAUCAGGGAAAGAACUAUAAAUCUGGAAAGAAAGUUGGAUGAAUGGAUUCGUAGUAACCAAAUAAGCAAUGAUGUGUUCUUGAAAGGCUCCACCUUUACCAAAUGGUGGAUAACACUUCCUAUCCAACACAAAUCCGUCUCUCCAAUCCAGGGGCAGAUCAACAGAGAAAUCUAAGUUAUUUCUAUGUAUGCAAACUCUGGUUCUACGUGCACUAAAAUACUUACUAUGUUCAAACAAGUAGAACAACUUUGUUUCA